AGACAGGUGAGGAACAAAGGGUGUGGCUCACACACAUGCAAAGGAAAACCAGCCUGCAGCCAGCUCUUCCUGUUUCGUUCUUUUCUUUUCCUCACUGAGCCAAACGUUUUCUUCUGAAGGACUUAAAUCCUGAUCCUACAGCCAUGAAGGGAAUGGAAUGCCUCAAGUAUGCCAUGUUUGUCUUCAACUUCAUGUUCUGGCUUGCAGGUACUGCAGUUCUCGCUGUGGGACUCUGGCUGAGGUUCGACUCCAGGACUAAAGGACUGUUUGAAGGAGAGGACUCUCCCUCCGUCUUCUUCACUGGAGUGUACAUUCUGAUCGCUGCGGGGGCUCUGAUGAUGGUGGUUGGGUUCCUGGGAUGCUGUGGAGCCAUCAAAGAAUCGCCUUGCUUGCUGGGGCUGUUCUUCCUCUUCCUGCUCGUCAUCUUCGCUGUGGAAGUGGCUGCAGGGAUCUGGGGCUUCUCCAACCGGGAAACGGUGGUGGAGGAUGUCACAGAGUUUUAUAAGCAGACCUACGACAACUACAAAACUACAAAACAGGAAGCACUGAAGGAGACCCUCCGCCUCAUCCACUUUGGACUGGACUGCUGUGGUCCCACAGGAACUGUGAUUGAUUCCAUCAAAGACAUCUGUCCGAAGCAGGAAGGACUGGAGAUCAUUGUCACAAAGAGCUGCCCCAAAGCCAUCGACGAGGUGUUCAACAACAAGCUGCACAUUAUUGGUGGAGUUGGAAUCGGUAUCGGAGUCAUCAUGAUCUUUGGGAUGAUCUUCAGCAUGAUUCUUUGUUGUGCCAUCAAGAGGUCCAGAGACUUUGUGUAAACUCUCACAAAAACAUGUCCUCACUUUUCUGCCGCUUUAGUUUAGACUGAUUUAAACACAAAAAUGACCAUUGGUGUGCCGCUUGAAUUUCUGCAGGAUGACCACAGAACUCUGAGGCAGAAUGGAGCCUCUGCAUAUUUAACAGUUUCACUAUGUUGUGUCCACAAUAAAUCAGCAAUGUCCACAGUAAAAGAGGACUAAACUUUUCUAUUUAUUAUUCAAAUUCAAAUUAAAGAACUUUUUAUGCAGAAUGUUUAUUGCAGAAGUAAAUGAAUAUUUAGGACUCUACUGCUCUCUGAUGGAUACUUCUGCCAUUUUCUUUAUUGUUAAUAUUCACUCAUGUUUUGUUUACGAAAUGCACUAACGGUUUAUGAAAUGAAGUUAGUUUAUUUGCAGCUAACAGUUUUAUUUUGAUAUUACAUAAUAGAAGCUUUGAUUUUUAUAAAGUACUGGAAUUUUAUGCAAAUAUAAUGGCAAUUCAAAUGUCUUUAAAUUAAAUAAUAAACAUUGAUUUGUGUUGAA
Molecule: messenger RNA, 1340 nt
Organism: Nothobranchius furzeri (turquoise killifish)
Lineage: Eukaryota; Metazoa; Chordata; Actinopteri; Cyprinodontiformes; Nothobranchiidae
Product: CD9 antigen
Cellular component (GO): plasma membrane
Source: RefSeq, a predicted model, not a curated record